Messenger RNA from Lactuca virosa, 666 nucleotides. NCBI's taxonomy places the organism in Eukaryota, Viridiplantae, Streptophyta, Magnoliopsida, Asterales, Asteraceae. The record is from the annotation of a GenBank genome assembly.
CCAUAUAAAUACGGAACUUAGUCUAGGGUUUCAGCUCCUCCCAGCCGUUGCUCUCUCUUCUCUGCAUAUUGGUCGCUGUUCUUUUCCGAUCUUGCAAAAUGACAAAGAGGACGAAGAAAGCUGGAAUCGUUGGAAAGUAUGGUACCCGUUAUGGUGCAAGUUUGAGAAAGCAAAUCAAGAAAAUGGAAGUCAGCCAGCACAGCAAAUAUUUCUGUGAAUUUUGUGGCAAGUAUGCAGUGAAGAGAAAGGCUGUUGGUAUUUGGGGUUGCAAGGACUGUGGAAAAGUCAAAGCAGGAGGUGCAUACACCUUGAAUACUGCAAGUGCUGUAACAGUGAGGAGCACAAUCCGAAGGCUGAGGGAGCAGACUGAGAGUUAAGUGUGCAUCUCUGUUUUGAGUUUGUUGGAACACCAUUAUCCUACUUUCCCUUUCAUGUCAAUUUACCCCUUUUAAGCGUAGCCAAAUUAUGUUUUAGACUGAUUAAGUUGUUGCAUCAAUUGAUAUAUAUGGUUAUUUGGAAUCACGGCACACACACACACCACCAAAACAAUGGAUCUUGACUGAAAACUACUCGCCAGCAUAUGUGUCUCUGAUUCUGCAUCAUUAUAUUGUCACUCAAACACACAAUGCAAGAAAUCAAUGAAUGAAUUGGUGAUUUCACCUUAAA